Messenger RNA from Triticum urartu, 2557 nucleotides. RefSeq names its product RING/FYVE/PHD zinc finger superfamily protein (gene MS1). The record is from RefSeq and is a predicted model, not a curated record. NCBI's taxonomy places the organism in Eukaryota, Viridiplantae, Streptophyta, Magnoliopsida, Poales, Poaceae.
UUCCCCCUCGCGACGUUCAUCGGAGCAGUAUCUAUCCACUCCCUUCGUCCCAAAAUUCUUGUCUUAGAUUUGUCUAUAUACAGAUGUAUCUAACUAGUUUAGAUGCUGGUUUUGCUUAGGACAUAAGAUAUCUGUGAUAUGUGCCUCACCGUCAACAAGUGCACUGGUGAUUUUGGCAACCUGAAGAUGGUCGUGCAAAGUUUUUACUAAACUUUACAUGUGAGAACGCGAGGUGCUGUGUGCAAAGUUUCAAUAGGAGACGAGCCAUGCUGUGAAUGAGCGCCAUGUCUAGCUAGUGGUCUAGAAGGAUGCAUGGUCCAUUGUUUAUAGAGCUCGGCUCUCACCAGACCGCCGAAGCUUUCUAAAUCCCGGGCAUUUACCGCGUGAGAAGGAGCCGAAGGAACCGCUGCAUGAUCGGCACCAUAAAGUGCGGCGCGGUCCAGUCCACGCCAACACCCGUCUUCUCUAGGGGUCGGGCGCGGCGACAUGGCUGCUAAGAUGGUGAUCAGCCUGGGGGGCUCGCGGCGGCGGAAGCGCGGCGAGGUGCUGUUCCGGUUCGACUCCUUCUGCCAGCCCGGCUACCCGGCGCAGCUCGCCGGCGCGUUCCGGGACAACGUCAGGACCCUGCUCGGGCUCGCGCACCUGGAGGCCGGCGUCCAGGGGGAGACCAGGUGCUGGUCGUUCCAGCUCGAGCUGCACCGCCACCCGCCCACCGUCGUCAGGCUCUUCGUCGUCGAGGAGGAGGUCGCCGCCUCGCCGCACCGCCAGUGCCACCUCUGCCGUGUCAUCGGUUGGGGUCGGCACCUGAUAUGCAGCAAGAGGUUUCACUUCGUGCUGCCCAAGAGGGAGUCCUCCGUGGAGACCGACGGGCUGUGCUACGGGAUCGGCCACGGUGGCGGCGGCGCCGAGAAGGCGUCGAAAGGGACGGCGACCUCCAGGGGCCACCUGCUGCACGGCAUCGUGCACCUCAACGGCUACGGCCACCUCGUCGCCCUCCACGGCUUCGAGGGCGGCUCCGACUUCGUCUCCGGCCACCAGAUCAUGGACCUCUGGGACCGCAUAUGCUCAGCCUUGCACGUAAGGACGGUGAGCCUUGUGGACACGGCGAGGAAAGGGCACAUGGUGCUCAGGCUGCUGCACGGCGUCGCGUACGGCGACACAUGGUUCGGCCGGUGGGGCUACAGGUACGGCCGCCCGAGCUACGGCGUCGCGCUGCAGUCGUACCAGCAGUCCCUCCACGCGCUCCAGUCCAUACCGCUCUGCGUGCUCGUGCCGCACCUCUCCUGCUUCAGCCAGGAGCUCCCCAUGGUGGUCACCAAGUACCAGGCCAUCAGCGGCCACAAGCUGCUCAACCUCGGCGACCUCCUCCGCUUCAUGCUCGAGCUCCGGACCCGCCUGCCGGCCACCUCCGUCACCGCGAUGGACUACCGCGGCAUCAUGUCCGACGCGUCGUGCCGGUGGUCGGCCAAGCGCGUGGACAUGGCGGCCCGCGCCGUCGUGGACGCGCUCCGCCGGUCCGAGGCGCCGGCCGCGCGGUGGGUCACGCGGCAAGAGGUGCGCGACGCGGCGCGCACCUACAUCGGCGACACGGGCCUCCUCGACUUCGUGCUCAAGUCCCUCGGCAACCACAUCGUUGGCAACUAUGUGGUGCGGCGCGCCAUGAACCCGGUGACCAAGGUGCUCGAGUACUGCCUGGAGGACGUGUCCAGCGUGCUCCCGGCGGCGGUCGGAGCAGGAGCCGGCGUGCCGCCGGGCCACGGCAAGAUGAGGGUGCGGUUCCACCUCACCAGGGCACAGCUCAUGAGAGACCUUGUGCACCUGUACAGGCACGUGCUCAAGGAGCCGAGCCAGGCGCUCACCACCGGCGCGUUCGGCGCGAUCCCGGUGGCGGUAAGGAUGGUCUUGGACAUCAAACACUUCGUCAAGGACUACCACGAAGGGAUGGCUGCCACCAACAGCGGCGUAGUCGGGCAUGUCUACAUCAGCCUUUGCUGCACCUUGAUCGUGAGGAACGGGAGCCCGGAGCUGGUUCCGCCGUACGAGACGGUGACCGUGCCGGCGCAUGCCACCGUGGGCGAACUCAAGUGGGAAGUGCAGAGGCUGUUCAGAGAUAUGUACCUCGGCCUGAGGACCUUCACGGCUGAGUGCGUCGUGGGGAUCGGCGCCGGCCUAGAGGCCAGCCCGGCGCUCGGACUGAUCGGCGUGGGGAGCACCGUCGUGGUCGAAGGGGUGGUCGGCGAGCAGCAGGAACCGGCCGAGGAGGGCGACCAGAGGAAGAAAGCGGCUACCGUGUGCGAGGGGGGCGGCGACGUCGGAGAGAGGGUCGUAGACUGCGUAUGUGGCGCGGACGACGACGACGGCGAGCGCAUGGCGUGCUGCGACAUCUGCGAGGCAUGGCAGCACACGCGGUGCGCCGGGGUCGCGGACACGGAGGACGUCCCGCACGUCUUCCUCUGCAGCCGGUGCGACAACGACGUGGCUUCGUUCCCGGCCUUGAACUGCUAGAAGCUGCUCGGUACCGCAUACCACAAUCGCUGCUAGUCUAUCUACGUGUAGU